AGUGUUGAUAAAACGUUAUGGUUCAGAUACCUGUAAUAUCACUGUAACCUGCCAGCUUUCGGCAUACGCUGCAGGAAAUUCAGCCAGAAGGGUUUUGUCUCAACUGCUCUACCGGACUGUCAGCUUGGGACCAGCAAUGUGAUGGCAUCAAAUAGGGUGUACCCAGCAUACCAGGAUUACGAUACUUUCUCAGAUUCAACAGAUUGGGACUCUAGAAGAUCUGUGGCAUUUCAGAAUGAAAAAGAUUGCAAUUGCUGCUUCCAAAGGAGAUGUUUCUGCAUCACUGGCAUAGUCCUUCUCACCCUGGGAGCCAUCUCAGCCUUUAUCUCUUUAGGAGUCAUCUAUGGAAUUCCAGAAAAUAAAGUGGACGAUGAGGGUGCAGCUACAGGAGCUCGGAGUUGUUGCACUGCUGUUCGGGAUCUUUCUACUUGUACACACGUGAGUGCAAAACGUCAUCCGGCAAAUCCGGCUUCCUCUGUGAUGAUCGAGCCACAUGCAUUGGGGCAUCAGCAUUGUGUGACGGGAAGGUGGAUUGUGGCAAUGGAGAGGAUGAAUCUAGAAGAUACUGUGGCAACUUACCCAAUAGCCUUCCAGAAGGCUUGGUAUACAAGUGUGCAAACAGUCGAUCGUGGACAUACAUGGACAAACUUUGUGACAACAGGAAUGACUGUGGGGACUGUUCAGAUGAAUCAGCCACACGCUGCCCUCUAUGUCCAGGAUGGAGAUGCAACACUGUGCACUUUGCAGACUGUGACUGCAUCUCAAAGAGCCGCUGCCAUGAUAACAUCCAGGACUGCACAGACUGGAGUGAUGAGAUAUCCUGCGAGUGAGACAGCAUACCACAGCAUGAAAUGGAAAUGCUAUAUUAGAAAAGAAGUCUAUGCAGAAACGUUUCUAGAACAGGAAUUCCUACAUCUCUUAUAUGGGUUCACCAUUGGAAAGGAGAUCUCCACUUUCACACAACAAAGCACUAAUUACAACAUAAGAAAGGGGCUUCUGUUUUUGCCCAUAAGAUGGAAGUGUCUCCACUCAAGAUAUUUUUUUACGUUGACCAUCUUUGUAUUUAUAUUAUAUUAGUAAUGGACUAUUUUACACCAUUAUAAGAUCUUGUCUAUUUCAAGUAGUUGCUAGCACCUGUUACGUGGUGCUGCUGCUGUAUCAGUCUCCAUGUAGCUAUGGAAAAUUCCUCUAUUAUUAUUAUUAGCCUUUAUUUAUAUGGUGCCACAAGGGUUCCGCUGCGCCCAAUUACAGAGUACAUAAAUAAUCAAAUCAGGAAAACUGCAACUUACAGUUGACGACAAUAUAGGACAAGUACAGGGUAAAUAAACAUAGCUACAUCAGCAGAAGACACUGAUAUAAGUAUCAGGGUGGCAGAAGACCGUGGGAUUUGGUGCAGUUGAUGAUUAUUAAAGUAAGAAAAAGGAUAAGAACAUGAGGGAAGAGGGCCCUGCUCGUGAGAGCUUACACUCUGAAGGGGAAGGGUAGACAGACAGGGGUGACACAGAUGGGGUACAUAGAGAGCGUGGAACAGAGGAUUAGGAUGAGAUUUGGCUGGGUUUGGUGAAGAAGUGGGUCUUGAGAGCUCUUUAUUUGGAUAAGCAUUACCUGUACAGUUUAUUUCCAUCAACCUCACAGAAGUAUGAUGAAAUACACUACACAAACUAGGAGGCAAUUAGAUCUCCUUUACAUCGAAAGAAAACCAUUAAACGCAAACCUGUACAGUUUAUGUAUUUACAGUAUGUGGUAUAGUGGCCUGUCCCACAGUUACUGUGUUAUAUCUUUAUACAUAGUUUUCACUUUUUUUUUUUAACCUUCUGCCAUUUCUAUUUGUUGGUAUUAUCAGAUCCAUUUUAUUUAUUUGUAUCCUCUAUAUUUAUAAUUAUUUAUAAGGCAGCUGCAGUUAUGAGGUUUACCAGGAAUAUUUGGGCUGUAUAGCGAGGAUAUUUUCUACACUUAUAAAAAGAUACAUUAAAAAUGCUGCAGCUGCCACAAUAAUAAAGGUUACCAAUAGAAA
Molecule: messenger RNA, 2014 nt
Organism: Pseudophryne corroboree (corroboree frog)
Lineage: Eukaryota; Metazoa; Chordata; Amphibia; Anura; Myobatrachidae
Product: low-density lipoprotein receptor class A domain-containing protein 1-like
Exons: 8
Coding region: 142-1077 (311 amino acids)
Cellular component (GO): plasma membrane
Molecular function (GO): protein binding
Source: RefSeq, a predicted model, not a curated record